Messenger RNA from Miniopterus natalensis, 1400 nucleotides. The record is from RefSeq and is a predicted model, not a curated record. NCBI's taxonomy places the organism in Eukaryota, Metazoa, Chordata, Mammalia, Chiroptera, Miniopteridae.
AAUGAUCAAUUCUGCUUUUGUUCUCUUGACAGGAUAAUUGAAGCUAUCUGCAUAGGUUGGUUCACUGCAGAGUGCAUCGUGAGGUUCAUCGUCUCCAAAAACAAGUGUGAGUUUGUCAAGAGACCCCUGAACAUUAUUGACUUACUGGCAAUCACGCCAUAUUACAUCUCCGUGUUAAUGACAGUAUUCACAGGCGAGAACUCUCAGCUCCAGAGGGCUGGAGUCACCUUGAGGGUGCUUAGAAUGAUGAGGAUUUUUUGGGUGAUUAAGCUUGCCCGUCACUUCAUUGGUCUUCAGACACUUGGUUUGACUCUCAGACGAUGUUACCGAGAGAUGGUUAUGUUACUUGUCUUCAUUUGUGUUGCCAUGGCAAUCUUCAGUGCACUCUCUCAGCUUCUUGAACAUGGCUUGGACCUGGAAGCAUCCAACAAGGACUUCGCCAGCAUCCCUGCUGCCUGCUGGUGGGUGAUUAUCUCUAUGACUACAGUUGGCUACGGAGAUAUGUACCCUAUCACAGUGCCCGGGAGAAUCCUCGGAGGAGUUUGCGUUGUCAGUGGCAUUGUUUUGCUGGCGUUACCUAUCACUUUCAUCUACCAUAGCUUUGUGCAGUGUUACCAUGAGCUCAAGUUUCGAUCAGCUAGAUAUAGCAGGAGCCUCUCCGCGGAGUUCCUAAAUUAAUGCAUUGCAAAGCAAGUCUUGCGCACACCUUGUUUGGCGGAAAGAACUGAUGCUACUUCAUAUUCAUGUGCUGCUUGCUCGGUGAGCACCCCAGUGUAUUACUGUCAUCAUCGUCGUAGGAUAAAAAUUAUCCUUCCCAGCUGAAGGGAUACAACAAUGUAUUUAUUGUGGAGUAAACAGGAUUGAGACUGCAAAGGAAAAGUAAUGAUUUCUGGAGUUAAUUUUAGUAUCUUAUUUUAUUUAGACUUAUCUGCUCCUUGCCUUGAACAAUUACACUUUUUUUUUAAUCUUAAAGUAUAUUAUUUGAGCAUUUUAAAAUGGAAAGCUGCUAUUUUCCAAAUGUUUUUCUAUCUUAUAAAUGCAGAAGAAGCUUGGAAGUUAUGGUGUUUUUUGUUGGAGAGUAACAUUUUCUUCUCUAAAUGUUUUAUAAUCUCCCAUAUCAAUGUCAGAAGUAUCCUGGAAACAUAUGCCACAUGCAAGAACUGUUUAACAAAUACUUUAAAAAUUUGGCUGAAUGUUAACUUUAUAACGGAGCUACAUACAAGCAGGAAUAGCAUUUGGAAAACUUUUCCAGCGUAGUUCUCAAUUCUUGGAUUUAUUUUUGUUCCUCUUACUCACUUUAUCAUGCAGCUUCAUGGAAGCUUGAGUAUGUCCUCACUUUUUCAUUUUGGAUUUCUUUCAUAUCUUUGCUGAAAUGAGUAAAAAGAGUAUUUGAGAAUGAA